AUGAAGUACAUUACUCUGUUCUGGCUAGCACUAGGCGCGAACGCGCUCAACUCUCCUCGUCAAGCCAACAGCCCAACGCCGUAUCAGGUACAAACACCACCACUCGAUACAAAUUGGACGUACGAAGUCGGCACCGCUCCAUGGCCAGAGCAUCCAAGACCAAAGCUUGUCCGGCCCCAAUGGCAGAGCUUGAACGGACUCUGGACAUACUCCAAUGCCUCAAGCCUUGAUGCUGUCAACCAACCUCCAUUUGGGCAAACACUGUCGAGGGAGGUGCUGGUACCGUUCUGCCUAGAAAGCGGUCUCUCCGGCAUACAGGGCGAAGAUAUGCUGUAUUCAUGGUACCAGACGACCUUCUCUGUACCAUCCAGUUGGAAUGGUGAUCGGGUGCUACUGAACUUCGACGCUGUCGACUACGAGGCCACUGUUUUUGUCAAUGGCCGCAAUGCGACAUUCAAUCGUGGAGGCUACUUCGCCUUUUCUGUCGAUGUGACGGACAUUCUCAAUGCAAACGGAUCGAAUGAAUUAAUUGUAUUCGUACACGAUCCGACGGACAGCGAUCCGUAUGUCAUACCAAUCGGCAAGCAGACCUUGCGACCAUCGCACAUCUUCUACAGACCUUGCAGCGGCAUCUGGCAAAGCGUUUGGAUUGAGUCUGUGCCUACGAACUAUAUCACCAAAUUCGACAUCAAUGGAGACGCUAGUGGUCAAGUCAAUGUGACAGUGGCGGCAGCCGGCAAUGCCAGCUCGAACGUGGACAUUACGAUACUCGAGAGAGGUACUGACACGACCGUGGCUACGCAUAGUGGAAGCACUGGCGCCGAGUUCACAUUCCAGGUCGACUCACCCAAGCUGUGGUGUCCAGACACGCCAAACCUCUACGAUGUAGUUGUCAAGCUUGGCGAUGAUGAAGCAAGAAGCUACACGGGAUUCAGGACCAUUGGCAGAGAGGAGUUCAACGGUGUACAGCAAAUCACCCUGAAUGGCGAUGCAUUCUUUGCAUUCGGCACUCUCGACCAAGGGUAUUGGCGUAAGUGA
Fulvia fulva is the source of this 1038-nucleotide messenger RNA. Its product is annotated as Putative beta-glucuronidase. The record is from RefSeq and is a predicted model, not a curated record. Lineage: Eukaryota; Fungi; Ascomycota; Dothideomycetes; Mycosphaerellales; Mycosphaerellaceae. Gene Ontology annotation, biological process: carbohydrate metabolic process. The transcript has 2 exons. The coding region runs from base 1 to 1038 and encodes 345 amino acids. Gene Ontology annotation, molecular function: hydrolase activity, hydrolyzing O-glycosyl compounds.